Cephus cinctus (wheat stem sawfly) is the source of this 1485-nucleotide messenger RNA. RefSeq lists its product as uncharacterized. The record is from RefSeq and is a predicted model, not a curated record. NCBI's taxonomy places the organism in Eukaryota, Metazoa, Arthropoda, Insecta, Hymenoptera, Cephidae. Bases 28 to 546 code for a protein of 172 amino acids. The transcript is spliced from 2 exons.
UCUUUUGACAUAAUACAAAAUUGAGAAAUGAAGAAGUCUCCCUUGAAGCGGUCUGGAUCUGGUGCUACCAAAGUUGAAGACUUAAAAAAACCAUUUGGAUUUUGUUGUGACAUUAAAAAUCAGGAUCAUGGAACUAUUUAUAACGCCAGACAUCCGCCUUUCAAAUCCUCCUUAGCUGAUAUUGUUCUAAAUGGUGGAGGACCAGAUCUCAAGUUCAGAAUUCAGGAUAUUGGUAAACCACUUUAUCCUAUUCAAUGGGGUGGUAUUUAUAAGAUAAAAAGCCCAGCUACUCUGGGUGAUUGUAAAAGAUGCCGUGGUCCACUGAAAUGGUAUCUUGAAGAAGAGAUUUCAUUAGCAAAGGAGACUGUGGUCAAUGAAAGAACGAUGAAAUAUAAUACAGAGGCAGAUAAGAAUCUUAAAAUCGCUAUGAAGAAAGUAAAGAAACGUAAGGAACGUAAGAGACUUGGUAAACAUAAAAGAAAGACAAGAAGCAAAGAACAUAAAGAAACAGUUCAGGAAGAGGAAAUAUCUAUUAAGAAUAAAUGAAGCAAAAUCACAAUAUCUUCACAAAACAAAAUUUAAAAAUGUUUAACUGACACUGAUUAGUAAACAUAUUUUUAGCAAGCAUUGUUUAAAAAAAUUACCAAUAAACUCAUAAAAAUAGGAAAGGUUUUCUUAAAUGUUACCAUACAAAUUUCUACUCUUUAUUAGAAAAAAUUAUAUUUGAGCAGCAUACAAAGUUUGGCAUGUUAUUAUAAUCUGAAAUAAUGUAAUAUCGACAUUAACAAUUGAUAAUAUAACAUAAAGGAACUGUGGAAGUCAAAGAAAGGUUAAACUUAUAUAAACAGCCAGAGAUAGAGAUUUCGUUAUACAUAUAUAUAUCUUACACAAUAUAGAUUACUCUCAAAGAUCGCCAUUAAUUCUUCACAUCAGAAUUAUAAUUACAGGCAUUGAGUCUACUGCUUCACCGAUAUAUCAGUACAUUAGAAAAACUCUCCAUCGUUAAUUUUACAGCUUCAUUUCAUUAAAUCUUAUAUCACUCUUCAUGGCACCGUUUCCAUGCAUACCCUGACUGAGGAAUAAGAGAUGGAGAUAAAGGUCAGACCUUCUUGCCUCAUCUAACAAGAACAAAUCCCUGGAUAAAAUAAUUUAGACUCCUCAGCAUAGCCCAUACAACCAGAUAUUUUCUAACAGUACUUCUAAAUCGAUGUUUCACAGAAUUAAGCAAAAUUAUAAUAAACAAAAGAAAACGAUUUCAUGUAAAUUUUUUCAUAAAGGUCAACAAAACGAUAUACAUUCUUAUGGUUUACAGAGCUAAGGAUACAAUAGUGGAUGCUAAUGUUCAGCACAACAUAAAAAAUACUUCAUAAAGAUAUAUUAUUUGAAAAUAAUAGAAGAUAUUCUUAACAUAGUGAUAUUUAUAUUAAUUAAUUUAGGCAUCAAGUACGUUAAUUAAACUGUUCGCCCAUUAAAACUGUCCGAUAA